CGCGCCAAACGAGUAGUCUAACGAGAAGUUAACUCUCUCUCUCUCUCUCUGUCUCUCUCUCAGCUUGGCUGGGCUGGCACGUACCGGAUAGAAAGGAGGGAUUCCAGGAUCCGGUUGACUUGUUUGUGUAGGAUUAGGAUCUUCCACAUAAAUACAAGACAAAUACAAAGUCUCCCUUUUUACCGUCCGCCUAUUGCUCUGCUCUUGCUCUCGGAUUCUCAAAGACGGAGAAUACUAAAGCGAAAUCGGCCUACAGAGACAGAUAAGGAGAGAGAGAGAGAGAGAGAGAGAGAGAGGAACACUUUUCUCUGUGAAAUUGGUUCGGAAAAUUAUUCAAUUUCCCCACCUCCCUUCUAUCAGGCUGGUAAUCUUGUGAUUGUGCGGCUAUGGCUGUCACCGUGAAGCAGAUGUCAUUGACAGUGGCCUUUUUCGGUGUGCUCUCGUUCGUUUUAGGAGUGAUUGCCGAAAACAGGAAGCCUGCAUCUGGAACUCCAAUUCCAGGGAAAGGUGUUGUGUUCUGCAAGUAUCCUCCUGACCCAUCAGUUGUCCUGGGAUAUCUGUCUUUUGCCUUCCUCCUGGUAUCUACAGUGGCUGGGUUCUUGUCAUUGUUUUACCCAUAUAAAGGAAAGGCCCUCCCACAGGCCGCUUUGUUCCGAAGCACUAGUUUUGUUGUAUUCUUCAACAUUUCUCUGCUUACAGCCGGACUAGCUGCAGCUCUGUUGCUAUGGCCCACAAUAACCGAGCAACUUCAUCGAUCACGAAAUGUUCAUCGUAAUCUUGAUACUGCUUGCCCAACUGCUAAGACUGGACUCCUAGGUGGCGGCGCUUUUGUAUCCCUUGAUGCAUCACUGUUGUGGUUGGUUGCCCUUAUGUUGGCUGACAAUGCCCGAGAGGAUUACUUCGAGGAGAUUGAAGAGGAUGUUAAGGGUGAGUACGGACAAGUUUCUGCAACUGAUUAUGAUGGACGUGUGAAUGUGAAAGGAAGUGCUUGAAUUAUGUUCCCUUCGCAAGAGGCACUUGGAUGUCUCUUUGUUUCGUUCGGACGCUUACAUUUCAUAUAUAUGCUCAUAAGCUUGUGUGUCAAGCAACUUUAUGUAGUGAAAAUGAAUGUAGAUGCUAUUCGACAUUGUUCAGUACUUUCUGUUUGUGGUUGUGGAUUUGGCAAACUGAAGCAUAUGAAUAGACUUUUUAAUUUCGCCUCUUCAA
This is a messenger RNA of Prunus dulcis (almond), 1206 nucleotides long. RefSeq lists its product as uncharacterized. The record is from RefSeq and is a predicted model, not a curated record. Bases 387 to 992 code for a protein of 201 amino acids. NCBI's taxonomy places the organism in Eukaryota, Viridiplantae, Streptophyta, Magnoliopsida, Rosales, Rosaceae. The transcript has 4 exons.